Molecule: messenger RNA, 3068 nt
Organism: Populus trichocarpa (black cottonwood)
Lineage: Eukaryota; Viridiplantae; Streptophyta; Magnoliopsida; Malpighiales; Salicaceae
Exons: 4
Coding region: 298-2643 (781 amino acids)
Source: RefSeq, a predicted model, not a curated record
ACAUAGAAGUAUACCAUGUUUCAAUCUUCCAUGGUUCCUAUCAUUCAUUAAUUUGUUUGGUUGCUGAGAAACUGAAGGGAAAAAAUCAAUGAAAUGAAUUGAAACAAGUGUUUUUGGGGUUUAAAUUUUUGUUUCCCUUCUGGGUUUUGAGUAAACAGCGUAACGGCAAGCAAAAACACUCUGAUUGCUGCAUAUGGGUUGUUUUAAAUGUGGAUUUUCUUCGUUUUCUUGCAUUUUGUUGUUUAAAACAGGGAGUUACUAUAUUGGUUUGCCGAGUUUGUUGUUGGGGAAUGAAAAAUGCCUUGUCAAGAGAUAAAGUCAUGGGCUUUUGAUGAACUAGUUGGUGCAUAUCUUGAUCUUGCUAUUGCAUAUUUUCUGUUAUGUGCAUCGACUUUUGCUUUUUUCGCCGAGAAAUUUCUGGGUUUAUUUAGAUUGUGUUUGCCAUGCCCCUGUAAUGGACUUUUUGGUGAUCACAAUAGAAAUAAGUGCUGGCGAAGAGUGUUAGCUGAUAGACCAUCAGAGAAUAUAUCUUCUGUUCAGUUCUCUGUUAAGAGUAGGUUCCCUUUUGAUUCUAUGUGGGACAAACACUUGAAUUUUGAGUCGAGUGUUGGGACGAUAAACGAAGUAAAUUGUGGAAGUGACAAUGCUGGAUUAGAAGGCGAAGCCUGGUGUGGCUCACUUAGGGAGAGGAAGAGUGGAAAGGGAGUUGAGAGAUCUGUAGUCAAUGUGAGGGAUGUGAAAGAAGGGAAGUUUGAUGUUAAAGAGAGGGGGUUUUCAAUCCAGAAGGGGAGAUAUCUUAGGAGACGCAGAAAAGUGGCUGCUGAUAAAGGGCUGUUUUCUUCUGUUUCGUCAUAUGAUCAUUCACAGUCAAAUUCUCGAACUCAUCCUCAAUCUCCAGCCAGUGUCAAUAAAUUGAUGAAUAAGCAUCAUGAAGGUGACAUGGUUCCUGCUAGUUCUGGUGCUGAUGCUCUGCAUUUUGAGGAUAGCAAGGAGUCUUCAGUGGAUACUGGAUUUGUGGGAACAGUCUCUAAUGAUUUUGAAUCAAAUGAACCUCUUGGUGAAAAUAAGCCCAUGGAAAAGGCUGCACCGCUUGGUGAUGAUUUGAAAUGCAAAGCACAAGGAGAGCCUUGCUUUGAUGGUGAAGAAAAACAUGGUAUUAGAGUCUUGGAACAAGCAUCAGAAGAAGAACACGCUGCUUUUUCAGCUUUGUACCUGGAGCUCGAGAAAGAGAGAAGUGCUGCUGCUUCUGCAGCAGACGAGGCCAUGGCUAUGAUUCUGCGUCUCCAAGAAGAUAAGGCAUUGAUAGAAAUGGAAGCUAGGCAAUACCAUAGGAUGAUUGAGGAAAAGUCUGCUUAUGAUCUUGAAGAAAUGAACAUUCUCAAAGAGAUCCUCCUAAGGAGAGAGAGGGAGAAGCAUUUCUUGGAGAAGGAAGUUGAAACUUACAGGCAAGUGAUUUUUGGGAAUGAGGAGUGGGAAUCUGAUGUGCAAGACAUAGGAACCACGCAUGAACAAAUGGCUUCUUCGCAAUAUUCACGUGAGGAUCCAUUUCUGGUGCUGCAGAGGAUUAGUGAAUCCAUUGACGAGAAAGAGAAGGGAGAAGAGUCAAACAAAUUUUUAAGAUCCAAGGUUCAAUCCAUUGAAUCACAAAGUUGUGCUCUUGCUUUUGGGAAAGAAUUACCAAUUCCAGAGUUGGAUGAAGUUGAAUCUUUGAAAGGACGGUGCAUUCAUAGGCACCCAGGCAUUGACAAACUUCGCCGACAUUUAUCAAUGGACAAUGAUGGGACUCAAGAGGAAUUUGAAGAGAAAGAACUGCUAUCACCUGACAAUAGUCUAUUUGAUCAACUAAGAGAGCCACAAAUUAUGGAGUCAUGCUCACAAUUUGACUUGUCAACUCGGGGUUGUAAUUUGAAUGAGAAAACCAUUUCUACAUCCGUGGAAGCACAGCAGCAAAGUGAUCAAAGUGAUUGCAUUAAUGCAGGUCACGGGUUGGCGUCAAAGACAACAGAGACUUGUGACCAAACUAAGAUUAUUUUCCCGUAUAAUUGUGAUGAUUCAGAGAAGCAUGCAAGAGAUUCAUCUGAUGCAGAAUUUGAUUUGGGUUCCCUUGUUCAUGAUGUUCAUGUCAUUGAUGAUAAAACCAAUUUGUCUUGUGGAAUUAAUGAAAAUGGAAGUGAAAAGUUGUCCGUGAGUGCUGCGUCAGACAUCCCAAGAACUUGUGGCAGUCCAAGGAUAAGUUGGGCUGAGCAAGAUGUCCGCAAAAGCUGUUCUGAUAUGACUAAUGGAUUGCCGCCAUUGGGUAGCUCAAAAGGAAAAUUCUUGACUUCUGAUUUGAGAAGAAAUUCCAUGUCUGCAGUUGAUUAUGAAAGAUUUAAAAUUGACAGUGAAGUUGGGUGGCUGAGAGAGAGGCUACGAAUCAUUCAAGUGGGAAGAGAACAGCUCAAUAUCUCUAUGGAGAACAGGGAAAAGAAAAAGGUCCAGUUGCAACUUUUGGAGAAUACAGUGAGUCAGCUUCGAGAGAUUCAGCAAUCAACAGAGCAUGGAAAGGCUGUUCGUCAGGCUUCACUGCCCCCUCUUUCGUAUAAGGUCAUGUCGAAGAAAAGGCAGUGGCGAAGUGCUUCUUUGGGAGUGCAUAGGAGCACUUAAAAUGACUUUUCAUGGUCUGACGAUUCAUGCUGAUCAUGGAUUUUUCAGAUAGUGCUUCUUCAAUUUUGAUCAAUGGAUAAAUUCUGCAGAUAUCGCUAGUGGUCAAUAUCUUGCUAGGAGCUGCUAGCCGAACGAGACACCAAUGACAAAGCCUCAGAAGCCAAACUGUUUGGGUUUGGCUCCAUGGAUCCAUUCUGCUCAAUCAUAAACCAAAUCCGCCUUCGUAUCAAUGUAUUUUACAUCCUUCUGUACUACUUCCAUCCUCGUUAUCUUGGAAACCCAGUUUAGGGAAGCUAUCUAGCCUUCCAGUACCACUUGAACACGCAAACUUUCUUCUUGCGGUUGAACUUUGCACGUAGCAAGUACCACUUGGAACGAAAAUCUCUGCAACACUUUGUUUUUAUAUAGAUUGAUUUUGAGCUCAA